This is a messenger RNA of Podarcis lilfordi (Lilford's wall lizard), 621 nucleotides long. The record is from the annotation of a GenBank genome assembly. NCBI's taxonomy places the organism in Eukaryota, Metazoa, Chordata, Lepidosauria, Squamata, Lacertidae.
AUGGACGGGGGACGGGGUGGGGGGAAUCUGGGACCGGCCGUGGCCAGCGGAGGAGAGCUUCUGGAAGAGCAUCUGGCCUGCGCCGAAAGGGGCUCCCCUCUCUUCCCCUACCCACCCACCACACACACCCCAUCUCUCCCCCCCCCCACUAUGGCUGCUGGGGCUGGCCAAUCCCCUCGGCUUCCUGGACCCCCACGACGGAAGAGCCUGGCUCUCCUGAACAAAGCAAUAAGCAGCAUUUCCCUGAGCAGCAGCCGUGACUCCCCUUUCUGCCCCCCAGCUACCUCCACACAGGCAUCGUGGGGUUGGCCUAGAGGACCCUUUGGGGUCCCUGCAGCGGGUCCAGGGCCUUCGCCCUCUCUGCAUACAGAAAAGGAGGGCGCUGGCUCUUUCUCUCUCCAUCUCACGCCAGAGCGCCUCUUAGCGCCCCCCGACAUGCCGGCUCCUCUGCUGCCACUCCUCCACACCCCCAGUCUACUGGCCUCCCAUCUGUGCCUGUUGGCUCGGGGGUCUUCCGCUUCCAGCACUUGGCUGCUGUUCAGGGAAGGAGAGCCCCCCUCAGCUGAGAUCAGAGGCGCUGCCCGUCCCCCGGGGUGGAGCUGCCUCCAUCUCCCUUACUGA